Prunus armeniaca (apricot) is the source of this 3954-nucleotide messenger RNA. Lineage: Eukaryota; Viridiplantae; Streptophyta; Magnoliopsida; Rosales; Rosaceae. The record is from the annotation of a GenBank genome assembly.
AUGGUGACUGCUUCGCAGCUUCAGUUGCUUCAAUCUCCAAUUACGGCCCUUAUUUCCUCCAUUUCUACAUCUGUUAAUGUCAAGCUGGAUGAUUCGAACUACCUCAAUUGGAACUUUCAGAUGCAACUUUUGUUUGAAAGCAAUGGAAUCAUGGGGUAUGUUGAUGGUUCGAUUCCUUGUCCAUCUCAACACGGUUCGACCUCUGAUGAAUCUGGUAUCAUUUCUUCUUCUCCAACUGAUGAAUAUAUGGUAUGGAAAAUGCAUGACAGAGCUAUUAUGCAAUUGAUCACUACAACAUUAUCACCUAUUGCUAUGUCUUGUGCGAUUGGUAGCACUAGCUCCAAGGAUCUGUGGAUUAGGCUAAAGGAACAAUUUUCCACUGUAUCUCGGACUAGCAUUUUUCAGAUGAAAUCUAAUUUGCAAACAAUUAAGAAGGGUUCUGAUUCGAUAUCUCAGUAUCUUCAUCGCAUUAAAGAAGCUAGGGACUAUCUUUCUGCUGCUGGGGUGUACUUUGCGGAUGAAGACAUUGUCAUUCUUGCCUUGAAUGGACUACCUGCUGAGUAUAACACCUUCAGAUGUGUUAUACGGGGGCGUGAAAGUGUGAUUUCUCUAAAAGAUUUUCGCUCACAGUUACUUGCAGAGGAAACCAUUGUUGAACAUUCGGUUAAUACUCCUCUUAUGACAGCUAUGGUUGCUAAUACAGGUUCCACUUACACAAAAGGGCCUCCUUUUCAGCCUCAGAGUUUCUCCCCGACUCAUGGUCCAUCUCAGGUGGCCACUAGAGGUUUUACACCUUAUAAUGGGAACAAGAACAAGGGUAAAGGCAGAUUCACUCAGGGAUCUAGAUUUUAUCAUUCUAGACCAGUGUUUUCCCCUAUGGCACAUAUGCUUCCCAACUCUACUCUUGGAGUUCUUGGUCAAUCACCUGGUCAACAGUUUGGCAUUCCUUCUGCACCCAUGAUUCAAAUCUGUCAAUUAUGCAACUCUGAGGGACACACUGCUCCAUUCUGUGGGGCUUCUCAUGAGAAAACCAAAUGUCACAUCUGUGGUAGAAGUAAUCAUACCACCUGGUAUUGCUUCUAUAAUGAUAAGGGUCCAAACUAUAUUGGGAUGCAUACCACUGCUUCAUAUUCUUCACGGUCAUCCUAUCCUGUGCAACCACAGAAUUUGCAAUACACUUCAUAUCAAGCUCCUCCUCAGCAUUCCUCAUUCACACCUUCACAGUUUCCGGCUCCGCAACCUUCUAUGCAAGCCAUGCACACAGUGCUCAAUUCUGCAUCUCAAUCAUCCAAUUCUUCAGGUUCUUCUCCGGUAUGGCUCACUGAUUCCGGUGCCACCAAUCAUAUGACAGCUGAUUUGACUAAUCUGUCACUGGCCUCCCCGUAUCCCACAAAUGAAACAAUUCACACUGCAAAUGGUGAAGGUUUGAAAGUGUCUCAUGUUGGUCAUUCUACCAUUCAUACAUCAGUUUCCCCAAUCAAAUUGAACUCUGUGCUCUAUGUUCCUCAAUUAACUCAGAACCUGUUGUCAGUACAUCGACUUUGUCUUGACAAUAAUUGCUGGCUUAUAUUUGAUGCCUUUUGUUUUUGGAUUCAGGACAAAGCCACAGGGAGGAUCCUUUACAGAGGCUUGUGCAGUAAUGGACUAUAUCCUAUCCACUCCUUGUCCACUUCAAACUCACAGACACCUUCUCAAGCUAAGGCAUUUCUUGGCCAACUUGUUCAGUCUAAUCUGUGGCACCAUAGGUUAGGUCAUCCUACCAAUAAUGUUGUUUCUCUGAUGUUGAAUAAAGCUAAUGUUCAUGUCCCCAAAACCUCAUCCCCUAUGAUGUGUCAUACAUGUCUAGAAGGGAAAUUUAGCAAACUACCUUUUCCACAACAUCUCAAUAAGUCUGUCACUCCCUUUGAAACUAUCCAUACUGAUUUGUGGGGUCCUGCACCUUGUAUAUCAGUUGAUGGUUAUAGAUACUACACCAUCUUUGUAGAUGAAUGUACCAGGUAUUGCUGGAUCUUUCCAUUAAUCAACAAGUCUGAUUUGUUCUCUGCGUUUGUUGCCUUUUAUUCCUUUGUUGUUACUCAAUUUUCUGCCCCAAUUAAAAUUCUUCAAACUGAUGGGGGGGGAGAGUAUACCAGCAACAAAUUGAAAAAUUUUAUUCUUGAAAAGGGCAUUUCACAUCACCUCUCUUGUCCAUAUACUCCUGAACAAAAUGGGGUUGCUGAGAGGAAACAUAGGCAUAUCAUUGAAACCACUAUCACCUUAUUACAAACAGCCAAAUUGCCAUCUCAGUUCUGGUCCUAUGCUUGUCAAACAGCCACAUAUCUAAUCAAUCGUAUGCCUACUGCUGUUCUUCAUAACAAAUCUCCUUUUGAGAUGUUAUUUGGGAAAUAUCCAACCCUUGCUCACCUUAGAAUUUUUGGAUGUGCCUGUUUUCCUUUACUCAAACCAUAUAAUAGCACCAAAUUGCAGGCCAAAACUACAAAGUGUGUGUUUCUUGGGUAUGCCACCAAAUAUAAAGGGUAUUUGUGCUAUCAUGUGCCUACAAAGAGAGUGUUUGUUUCUAGGCAUGUUAUAUUUGAUGAAUGCCAUUUUCCCUACACAGAUUUAUUGCCUACACAUUCAAACACAUUCACAUCUACACAAUCAUGUCCACGUUCCAAUUGUCAUUUGCCUAUUGUUACUACCGAGAAUAUAGUUGUCCCAUCCAUUCCAGAUUCUACUCCUCCAAUUUCUGGUCUCCCUACACCUACUCCAUCACAUAUAUCUGCUUCAGUUUCCUUAACACAUUCUGCCUCCGAUUUUUCUGAAGUUUCUCCCAGUUCUCAGUCCAUUGCUGCUUCAAUUCCAGCCUAUUCUCCAAUCCCUGUGGCACUUGACAUCAGAUCUAGCUCUGGAUUAGAAACACAUGAUUUUACUCCUGAUACUUUACAAGUAGUGUUGUCCAUUCCUCCACUCAAUCUGCAUCCCAUGCAAACUAGAAGCAAGAGUGGGAUUAUUAAAAAGAAAGCUCUCUUAGCAAGUGUUCAGGACUCUGGGGGAACUGAUAUGUCCUUGGUUGAACCAGUUAGUUACAGGUCUGCCAUCAAAGUCCCUGUGUGGUUACAGGCCAUGAAAGAAGAAGUUAAUGCUUUACAUACUCAAGGCACUUGGAGUCUAGUUCAAUUGCCAACAAACAAGAACCUCGUUGGUUGUAAAUGGAUUUUCAAGAUUAAGAGACACUCAGAUGGGUCUAUUGCCAGACACAAAGCACGGUUAGUUGCUAAGGGCUUCAGUCAAGAACCUGGAUUGGAUUAUGGGGAGACUUUUAGCCCUGUGGUGAAGCCUACCACAGUUAGGUUAGUUCUUGCUCUUGCUGCUCAUUUCAAUUGGCCUCUUCGACAAUUAGAUGUCAAAAAUGCUUUUUUGCAUGGCAUCCUACAAGAGGAGGUAUACAUGUCUCAACCUCCUGGUUUUGAAGAUCCAACUCAUCCUCAUCUCGUGUGUAAACUGCAUAAAUCUCUAUAUGGGCUAAAACAAGCUCCUAGGGCAUGGAAUGAUCGGUUUACUCAGUUUCUUCCUUCUUUGGGUUUUGAAAACACAUACUCUGACUCCUCAUUGUUUGUUAAGCAUGUUGGUCAUGAGAUUGUGGUUCUGCUCCUCUAUGUGGAUGACAUCAUUAUAACUGGCAGUGCUUCUGGUGCAAUUACCCAGGUUAUUAGUGCUCUUACUACUGAGUUUGAUAUCAAGGAUUUAGGGUUGCUCCACUAUUUCUUAGGGAUUCAAAUCACUAAAACUGCCACUGGUUUGUUUCUGUCACAAACCAAAUAUGUUGCUGAUUUAUUGGUUAAAUCUGAAAUGUUUGAAGCUAAACCAUGUGAUACACCAUGCCUCCUUACAACCGGUUACUCAAAGAGGAUGGGGAACCUUAUUCCAAUCCUAAGUUGUAUAGAAGUAUUGUCGGGGCUCUACAAUACUUAA